CACCUUGUACGCAGCACACCCAAUUGCUUUUUCAUAGACCAACACAAAAAUGCAGCUCCUAUCCUCUCGCCCGGCUUGCGUCGCGCUCCCGCGGAGCGUACAGCGUGCGGCUGCCAAGCCGAUGGUCGCCCGCGCGCCCGUGGCUCGUCGUUUUGUCGCGACGAGGGCGGCUGAGGUACAGGAGGCCGAGGCUGCCGCUGCCCCUGCUGAGGAGGCGGCUGCUACCCCCCUGGAGCGUGCUAAGAAGGCUCUGGACAGCGAGACCCUGGACAAGGAUGUGCUGACCGCCGCCCUUGCCGAGCUGGAGGCUGAGAUGGGUCGCCUGCAGUCGGCCGCCAACGAGGCCAACGACCGUGCCAAGUCGCUGGAGGCUUCUUUGGCGAGCGCCAAGGACCAGUACCUGCGCCUCAACGCCGACUUUGACAACUUCCGCCGCCGCACGAGAGAGGAGAGCGCCGCGCUCACCGACAGCGUGCGCGGCGAUGUGAUCAAGGAGAUGCUGCCCAUCGUGGACAACUUCGAGCUGGCGCGGACGCAGGUCAAGGCGGAGACCGAGGCGGAGCAGAAGAUCAACAACUCGUACCAGGGCCUGUACAAGCAGAUGGUGGACCUAAUGCGCACCCAGGGCGUGGAGGCGGUGCCCACCACCGGCACCCCCUUCGACCCCAACAUCCAUGACGCCAUCAUGCGCGAGCCCAGCAACAGCCACCCCGACGGCACCGUGCUGCAGGAGUUCCGCAAGGGCUUCGCCAUCGGCGGCAAGCUGAUUCGGCCGGCCAUGGUCAAGGUGUCCUACACUGAGGACGGCCCUGCGGCUAGCUCUGAGGAGUAAGCGCGUGUGCUGUUGCCGAUCAGCCUGGCAGUUUCUCGCCGCGCGCUCUGCUGGCUGGGAAAGAUAAACAGUCUGCAAAGAGCGCGCACGUGGGAACGCAGUUGAGUAGUUGCGGCUGAUGUCUGCCGUUUGCAUUCGGGGCGCUUGAGUCGUCGUGUGUGUCUCCUGGGUCCUCUGGCGAUAGCAGGAGCACGUAAGAGGAUUCGGUAGUCCGCAGUCCGCACCUUCAACUGCGCUCCAGACAACAGCACAAUCAGCGACGUUUGGACAUAUCGGCGUGUCUGUUGAUGUCUGUACAAAUGAGCUAGAAGAUAGGAUGAAACGGGUUCGGGGUUUGCAACCAGGGGGGGGGUAGAAUCUUCCGAAACAGACCCCAUGCCUCAAAUGGAUAGAGCUCAAGGAGAAAAUCACGAAUCCGCUUUCAAAAUUGAAAAUGGGUUUCUGGGUGCAAAGUUAUGACCCCUCAAAGUGGCCGGUCGGUCGGUCGGUCGGGGGGUCCCAAGAGGUUUUGCACAGGUUCGUGCCAAGUUUUGUUCCUAGCGCUUCUGUCCUGCAGCGCGCGGCACAAUGGGUGCAGCUCAACGAGGCGUGCGUAGGUAUACCCCAGACUUAGCACACAUGCAUAGUAUGGGGUACUGUGGGGAGCGGCAUGUCAGCAUUUUGGAAGAUGCCUGGGGAACGGGCCAGGGACAGGCCGGUGCCGGGCGGGUUUUGCAUGGAUGAACGCGUCAGCUCAUUUCGUACUAUCAAGUAACAUUGGAGUAAGCCGUUGCAUAGCAGGCCAGUCUGUCAGGACACUUGUCGGCGGACGGGUGACAUGUCCACAUGUCCACAUGUCGGUCGGUCAAAGUGUGUUCCCAAGGCGGAUCAUUUUGCAUAGCGAUAGAUCUCACCGAGAGCAGUCAAUUGGCACCAACCUGACAAAAAACUAAGGGGUUCUGAGGGGGUUUUGGGGGGUCGUACGGUAGGGGGGGUCGGUCGGUCGGUCGGUCGGGGGGUCCCAUGGGGUCAAAAAAGUUUGUUCCUACCCCCCCCCUGUUGCAACUGUGCGAGAGGUCGCUACUGGUGCACAAGCACGCGGCACAGCGUAGCUGUCAGGGGGCGCCGCCGGUCAGGACCACAAAUGCCAUGUUAUGACCUGUGAAGUACGGCUAUG
Molecule: messenger RNA, 1988 nt
Organism: Chlamydomonas reinhardtii
Lineage: Eukaryota; Viridiplantae; Chlorophyta; Chlorophyceae; Chlamydomonadales; Chlamydomonadaceae
Exons: 8
Coding region: 50-832 (260 amino acids)
Biological process (GO): protein folding
Molecular function (GO): protein homodimerization activity; adenyl-nucleotide exchange factor activity; protein-folding chaperone binding
Source: RefSeq, a predicted model, not a curated record